Messenger RNA from Dibothriocephalus latus, 570 nucleotides. Lineage: Eukaryota; Metazoa; Platyhelminthes; Cestoda; Diphyllobothriidea; Diphyllobothriidae. The record is from the annotation of a GenBank genome assembly.
AUGAGCCACCGUCGCAAUAACAAACUGGGAAACCAAAAGCCCAUGACCGAAGAAAACUUUUCGACCAGCGCGGCUUUAGACGUCUCCGUCUCGCCCAAAUCUGUGUCGAAUAGCCCUCCGGGAGUUUUAGUCCUCGAGGAAAACAACGACCUUAGACCAUCGGAAGAGGAGAUUUUAAUGUACGCCACCAGCAUUGGAAUUGACAUAAAGAAGGAACCGGAAUUAAUCUAUCUAGCUCGUGAGGGUAUUUCUGCCCCUCUCCCCGAAGGCUGGUCUGCCAUUCAGGACAAAGAUAAUAACAUCUUUUUUCGCGAGUCCUCUACGGGAAGAACUACCCAGGAGCACCCCAUGGAUGCCCUCUACCGAAAACUUGUCGCUGAAGCCCGAAAAAGCAAGAAAAUCAAUACCAAUACCACUGCCGGCACCACGGUGGUUGCUGAGACGAAGCCGCCGUCCACAUCUAAGCCCCAAUACAGUUCGACUGAGGGUCAAAAGGCGCCAGAGGGCUCAAAGUCGGUCGUCGUCGACGUUGAGAACAAGCCUCCGUUGGCGUCACUCGAACCAGCUUCA